CAAGAAGUAUACAAUCAUUUUAAAACGUAUAGUGAAAUAAUAAAUUAAAUUAAUCAUUGCAUAUGUCAGAUAAAAUAUUCCUAGUUAAAUACAAGCAUUAUUUUCACCAGUAGUUGUUAUUCUAUCAAAUAUGGCAGACAAGAAAACAAAAAUAGAAGAAGUGCCUUUGAAAGAUAAGGGAAAAGAAGAAAAAUGUGAUAAAAGGAAGACUUUCGUUGAAAAAAUAUGGCAUGUAUUGUCGAAUAUAACUGUAGAGCCGAUUUUCUUCGGUUUAGUAAUACCUUCUAUGCUAGCAAGGUUAGCUGAACAGAAUUUGAAUUUGGACAAAGCUUGUCGUGUUAAAUUACAAUAUGGUGACGCUGUCUGCGAUGCCUUAAUAGAAAAGAAAGGCAACCACAGUUUCGAAGAAGUAGAAGUGCAGAAAGUGAUUUCAGCUAUUGAAUCAUGGAAAAGUGUAAUACAAACAGCACUACCAAGUAUACUUGUGAUAGUUAUGGGAGCGUGGAGUGAUAGGACUGGUAAUAGGAAACUCUGUAUUCUAUUGCCACUUUUUGGUGCGCUGUUCGUUUGCUUAAGCAAUUUGAUCAGUACAAUAUUCUUCCACACGAUUUCCGUUGAAGUGACUAUGUUUUUGGAAGCCAUUUUCCCGGCUAUCACGGGAGGUUGGGUCAUGAUCUUCCUGGGUAUUUUUAGUUACAUUACUGAUAUAACCACGGAAGAGUGCAGAACGUUCAGAGUCGGUGUUGCUAAUUUGUGUUUAACAGCCGGUAUACCUAUUGGAUCAGCGUUGAGUGGAAUACUGCUAAAAUGGUUGGGUUACUAUGGAAUUUUUAUAAUAUCCACUCUCAUUUAUAUAAUAACUAUAUUGUAUGGAAUAGUUUAUUUGGAGAGCAAUACAAAACCCAAGAAUAAUUCCGAUGAAAAAAUUAAGUCACUGACGUGUACAGAUUUGAAAACUUUAGUUAAAGAAACUGCAAUGGUGGCUCUCAAGAAAAGAGACGGUAAUAAUAGACUGAAGAUUAUACUUACUCUGAUUGUGGUAGCUAUCAUCUAUGGACCAGAUCAGGGUGAAAGAAUUAUAUCAUACAUGUACGUAAGACAUCGGCUGAAGUGGGAUGCUCUCAAAUACAGCUUCUACUCAACUUAUAGUAUUAUUAUACACACUCUUAGUGCUUUGUUUUCGAUCAGCGUCUUCAGCAAGCGGUUAGGCUUCCAUGACUCUAUGCUGUGUCUCAUAUCAGUCACCAGCAAACUUAUUGGCACCAUCUACGUGGCUUUUGUAUACACUGAUAUUCAAAUGUUCCUAGUACCAAUAGCGGAAAUAUUGAACGCAACCACCUUCACAUCAUUGAGAUCAAUGAUUUCUAAACUGGUGCCUAACGAGGAGGCAGGUAAAAUGAACUCAUUAUUCAGUUUGGUGGAAACCCUGGCGGCUCUUGUAUUUAACCCUAUUUACUCCAUCUUGUAUAUGAAGACUAUCAACGUGUUCAGUGGCACUGUUUUCCUAUUUAGUAGCAUAUUUACGAUAUUCGCCAUAUUUAUUUUAAUUUGGAUUUUCAAGUGUCACAGACAAGAAACGAGACAAAAACGAUUAGAAGACGCCGAAAUGAGGACAUUGGAUGAAAAGGAUAAAGAAUCUACUCUACCUCGACUGACUGACUGACAAAUUGAUUGAUAUACUAUUCUGGAUGGUUCAACUAACGUGGAAAUUAUAAGAAAUUUUAAGUUCUUUUAAUAUUUCAUGAUGAUCUCUAAUUUCUGAAUUCACUGAAAUCAAUUAUGAACUAAAUAUCGAAGUCUUCUGCCAAAGCAAAAG
Messenger RNA from Achroia grisella, 1816 nucleotides. RefSeq names its product proton-coupled folate transporter-like. The record is from RefSeq and is a predicted model, not a curated record. The transcript has 7 exons. Gene Ontology annotation, molecular function: transmembrane transporter activity. Lineage: Eukaryota; Metazoa; Arthropoda; Insecta; Lepidoptera; Pyralidae. Gene Ontology annotation, cellular component: membrane. Gene Ontology annotation, biological process: transmembrane transport. The coding region runs from base 131 to 1663 and encodes 510 amino acids.